UGCGCAGCGCGCUGGGCGGGGCCCUCCCCUUGUUCGCCAUACUUGCUUUAGGAGAGCCGGGUAACAGACGGGCACAGCGCCACUGCAAAGGCACCUGAAAGCAUAACCGCAUUACAAAAAAGACAUGGCUGAGGAUGAGGUGACUCCAGAGCAGCUCACAGCAAUUGCAGCUGAAAACGAAGAGCCGGAGCCGGUGAACUACAGGCCACCGGCCCAGAAGUCCAUGAAAGAGAUCCAGGAGCUGGAUAAGGAUGAUGAGAGCCUACGUAAAUAUAAGGAAACUCUGCUCGGUGCUGGGGACUGUGCCGCCGUCUCAGACCCCGAUCUUCCAAAUGUCCAAGUGACCCGGAUGUCUCUGCUCUGUGACACCGCCCCAAACCCCCUGGAGCUGGACCUGCAAGGAGACCUUGAAGUCUUUAAGAACCAAGGGAUUGUUCUGAAAGAGGGUGUUGAAUACAAAAUAAAGAUCAGCUUUAAGGUGAACAAGGAGAUUGUUUCAGGACUGAAGUAUGUGCAGCAGACAUUCAGGAAAGGAAUUAAGAUUGAUAAAUCGGACUACAUGGUGGGGAGCUAUGGGCCUCGUCUCGCUGAAUAUGACUUCCUGACUGCGAUGGAAGAAGCUCCCAGAGGCUUGAUGGCGCGCGGCAACUACGAGAUAAAAUCCAAGUUCACCGACGACGACAAGCACGACCACCUGUCCUGGGAGUGGAAACUCAAUAUAAAGAAAGACUGGAAAGACUAAAAGAGGCCUUCUUGUUGGUUGGGUGGGGGGGCGGCGAGGGAAUUAAAGAGCCCAGUCCUGUGGGUUCCUCAGCUGCCCCCCCCCCCUCCCUCCCUACCCUUUCCCCCCUCCUCCCUCCCUCCCUCCCUUUUCCCCCCUCCUCUUCCAUAUCCGCCAUCUCUGCCUUCUUUGUUGUGCAUUUCAAGUCUUAUCGCCCCACCGACCUCCCCACCUACGUAGCAGCAGACCCCCAGCCCCAUCCACCCACCCAGCACCGCCCUUAUUUGCCUGAUGUUUUUUUCUACCAACCUGGCCACCCCCCCACCCAACCCACCCCCGCUACCAUCCACUCUAUCCCCCCCACUGAGCUGUUCCGUGUAGCACCUUAUUCCCUCACACCUAGAUGUUUUUUUAAAUUUUAUUAUGGAUUGUUUUGCUGCUUGAAGAGAUUAACCCCGCCUUCCGCCUCUCCAGAAUGGUGUCUUCCUCUCUCACUAUGAAAUAUGUGGAAAAGCAACUGUACAAUCAACUUUUGUUUGCCUUUUUUUAUACAAUUGUAUCAAUGGUUGUGUAAUGUGACUGUAUCCAUAUCACUGUUAAUCAGUGUUGUGUCCAUAUCUGAACCCACCACAUCACCGCUCCCCCCAGUUUUCCUUUUUGUUGCCGUCUUUUGAAAUAAUUACCAAUACCUGCCUUGUAAAAAACGAUUCAUUCGGAGCUGCUCUGCAGCGCCUUUCUUCCCUAAAUGUAUUCAUUCACUCAAAUGGGGGCUGAAGUGAACAAUGAAGUAAAAGGUAUUGGAAAAAGCUGCCUUAUGCAUCAACUAAAGGUUGAAGAUGUUUAUUUAGCAUGCCAUGUGAGUAAAGGUGGUGCUUGCUAUUCCAAGGACUUUCUCUCACUACCAACCUGUAACCACCUGUAGUGGAGAAUGUUUAUACAUGUAGGCAAAUACAGCCUGUAUAAACCGACCUUGUGAUUAGAGGGCCGCGAAUGUUGAAAAAUAGAAGAAAUGUUACAGGACCCAGUAUUGAUGAAUCCCGGCACUCAUGUUUCUCUUUAGACAUGAGGCCUUAAUAAUUUUUGGGAGGAAAACAAACAUUUUUGAGCAUUAUUUUGUUGUUGUUUUCCUUUGCCUUAAUGUACAUCAUAGCCCCGCCCCCCUCGUUCAGAACGCAUCAUCGUUUGUAGCCGCCCACUCGGGACGUCCCAGGUGUUCAGGAGUUGUAGCAGAGAGGUUGGGCCGCGUACCGUUUGCUGCUGGACGCCAUUGAGGAGUCAAACUGUCCUCUCAAAGGAAGCAAGUGACUCAAUGCAACAUGCUCAAUAUUUCAUGAGAGAGGAGGGUUUCUAAACGCACUCGACCAGAUAUCCCUUUUUUUUCUCUUUUUAAAUCACCUCGUACUGUACCGGAACAUAUGGAUGUAAAACUUGCUUUUGUUUUCUUAUAACUAUGUAUUCCUUCUCCAUACAUUCCUUCACAUUGUACAGUUUCUAUGAAAACACUGGCAUGUUGGUGGGGUUGUAUAUUCUAUCAUUUGUGAUUGCUCUUCUCAGCCAAUAAAAGAUUUUGCUCAA
Molecule: messenger RNA, 2296 nt
Organism: Pungitius pungitius (ninespine stickleback)
Lineage: Eukaryota; Metazoa; Chordata; Actinopteri; Perciformes; Gasterosteidae
Product: rho GDP-dissociation inhibitor 1-like
Exons: 6
Coding region: 125-742 (205 amino acids)
Biological process (GO): Rho protein signal transduction
Cellular component (GO): cytoplasm; cytosol; membrane
Molecular function (GO): protein binding; Rho GDP-dissociation inhibitor activity
Source: RefSeq, a predicted model, not a curated record